AUGUCUGGCCGAUUCGUGCGCGCGUCGAAGUAUCGACACGUCUUCGGCAAGCCGACCCGGAAGGAAUUCUGCUACGACAACCUCCACAUCAGUAGGAAUGCCUGGGAUACGAACCUAGUCAACCCCGAAUACCUCUCGGUCAAUUGGGAAUCUGGUGGCGGUGGCGCAUUCGCGGUCAUCCCGUUGAAUGAGAGGGGAAAGAUACCCGACGUCAUACCUCUCUUCCGUGGACAUACAGCUGUUGUGUUGGAUACCGACUGGCAUCCUUUCAACGACCGUAUUAUUGCGUCUGGCUCCGACGAUGGCAAGAUCUUCAUAUGGGAGGUCCCCAGGGACUUCAGCCUCUUCACCGACGCCGAAGAGCCCGCAGACGUGACCCCAGUAAGCAAGCUAGCUGGACAUUCCAGGAAGGUCGGCCAGGUCAAUUUCAACCCCGCUGCCGAGAACAUCCUCGCCUCGGCAUCUGGUGACUUCACCAUCAAGCUGUGGGACAUCAGCACCGGCCAGUCUCCGCUGGCGCUUAAGCACAACGAUAUCGUCCAAUCCCUGUCAUGGAACGCGUCCGGAAACCUGUUGGUCACGACCUCAAGAGACAAGAAGCUGCGCGUUUGGGAUGUGCGCCAGGAGAAGCCGGCGCAUGUCGGACCCGGCCACGAGGGCGCCAAGAACAGCCGUGCAGUUUGGAUGGGCGAGCACAACCGUAUCGCGACGACGGGUUUCUCCCGCAUGAGCGACCGCCAACUUGCGCUGUGGGAGCCGGGUAGUGACAAGCCCAUCGGUGGCUUCAACAACCUGGACUCCAUCUCUGGUGUCUGCAUGCCUUUCUGGGAUGACAGCACCAACUGUCUGUACCUUGCCGGCAAGGGCGACGGUAACAUUCGAUACUUCGAGUACGAGAACGACAAGUUCGAGUUCCUCUCCGAGUACAAGUCAGGAGACCCGCAACGAGGCAUUGGCUUCAUGCCUAAGCGCGGCGUUAACCUUCACGAGAACGAGGUCAUGCGGGCUUACAAGACCGUCAACGACCUCUACAUCGAGCCUAUUUCCUUCACCGUCCCCCGUCGCGCCGAGACCUUCCAAAGCGACAUCUUCCCGCCAUGCACAGGAUCCAAGCCAGCCAUGUCCGCCUCGGAGUGGCUUUCUGGCAAGACUGCGCUCCCACCAAAGAUCGACCUGGAGAGCAAGUACGAGGGCAACGCUCCCGUAGAGGUCGCCGCCGACUACAAGCCACCUGCAGCUGCGCCGGCACCAACCCCUGCCCCGGCUGCCAAGCCUGCACCGAAGCCUGAGCCCGAGCCGGUCCGCGCGGCGCCGCCAUCUGUGGCUCAGCAGAAGGGCUCCAUGGCUGCAGCGGCGUCCAAGUUCCAGGAUGACGAGGAGGACAAGGAGGACGAGGCCGAGACGUCCAGCUUCGAGGAGGUGCAGAAGCCAGUGUCAAGAGCUGCGCUGCCGGUCCGCUCAGAACCCAAGGCGCAAGCCCCAGCGCAGGCCAAACCACCCUCGCCCAUCAAGUCCAGCGCACCGUUCGCCUCUUCGGCACGUAGCCCGCAGCCGUCGCCGGCGCUCUCGCAGUCCGGGUCCGGGUCGGGCCACGUGGAGGCGUCCCUGGAGCAGAUCAAGCAGCUCAUCGAGGCGCAGACCAGGGUCAUCACGGCGCAGGGCGAGAAGAUCACUGCACAGGGCGAGGCCAUGGCGCACCUCACGGGCGAGGUGGAGACGCUCAAGAAGAGGGUCGUGUCCGCCGGGUCGCAGGACCAGAGCGAGAGGAUCCGGCAGCUCGAGCUGGAGCUGGAGGAGGCGCGGUCGUGA
Molecule: messenger RNA, 1809 nt
Organism: Diaporthe citri
Lineage: Eukaryota; Fungi; Ascomycota; Sordariomycetes; Diaporthales; Diaporthaceae
Exons: 6
Coding region: 1-1809 (602 amino acids)
Biological process (GO): actin filament organization
Molecular function (GO): actin filament binding
Source: RefSeq, a predicted model, not a curated record